GGCCCGCCCCGGCCCCGCCCGAGCGGGAGGGCCGGGGCGGGGCGGCGCGGAGCGGAGGAGAGCGAAGCGGCUGCCAUCAUGUUGUGCGGGGGCGCCUCGGCGGUCCGGGCCGCCACCCCCGAGACGCAGCAGAUCGCGGAGGAGGUGAAACCUCAACUAGAAGAAAAAGAAGGGAAAACCUUUGAUGUCUUCACUGCCGUGGAGUUUAAAACUCAGGUGGUUGCUGGAACAAACUACUUCAUCAAGGUCCAUGUUGGCAAUGACGAGUUCAUGCACCUGCGGGUUUUCAAGAGCCUUCCUCACGAGAACAAGCCGCUGAGUCUCCACAGUUACCAGAGCAGCAAGACUAAGCAUGAUGAACUGGCUUUUUUCUAGCAAGCUUCUAUCUUGUGUGUUUUCCUAAUGGGUUCUUAUGUGCAUUUUCUAUAGCGUGCAAACUGUUGAUUCCUGUGCCAACAAAGGAGAAAAGAAAGUGUAUGUUUUUUAACUUCCUACUGGAAAAAAUCAGUUGCUUUUAUGCCAUUCCCUUCCUGUGCAAUAUCUAAAUUUUAGAGUCACAUGGUUCUCCUUUCACCUGCACUAAUGCAAAUCCAAGUAGCUGCACUGACUUCAGUGCAACAUAACUGCAACACUGCUGCUGAGUCCUGUUUCUGGACUUCCUUGGUUUAGAAACUGAAAGGGGAGUGGCACUGGCAUUCUGUAUUUGCAGCAAGGAGCGAGAGGAAAACUCUUAUCUUUUCUGCGCUAUUUUGCAACUGUGAAUAUAUCUGUAGGUUUAAAUCGUGCUAUGUAUUUUCUUGGCAAAGACCUGAAGAGAGACCCGAGCCAAAGUGGUUUUGAAAGCAAGAGGAGGGUUAUAGUCUUUUGAAACAAACAUUCCCUUGGUAACCAUGUUGAUCUGCUUGCAGCAGUAGGAUAUAAUGCCCAGUAGAGGGGGUAUGAGUUUAAAAACAGAACUGAACUUGCUGCUUUUCUCAGUCCUAAGGAAAAGUCCUGGAAAAGAACUUAAGCUGGACAAGCAUUUCUGCAUUAAUAAUAAUAAACAUUUCUCUUUAAUUGAAAGGGCA
This is a messenger RNA of Columba livia (rock pigeon), 1067 nucleotides long. RefSeq names its product cystatin-B. Bases 79 to 375 code for a protein of 98 amino acids. Lineage: Eukaryota; Metazoa; Chordata; Aves; Columbiformes; Columbidae. The transcript is spliced from 3 exons. The record is from RefSeq and is a predicted model, not a curated record. Gene Ontology annotation, molecular function: cysteine-type endopeptidase inhibitor activity. Gene Ontology annotation, cellular component: cytosol.